This is a messenger RNA of Colletotrichum karsti, 2073 nucleotides long. RefSeq lists its product as uncharacterized. Lineage: Eukaryota; Fungi; Ascomycota; Sordariomycetes; Glomerellales; Glomerellaceae. The record is from RefSeq and is a predicted model, not a curated record. The coding region runs from base 1 to 2073 and encodes 690 amino acids. The transcript has 7 exons.
AUGGCAAACGCAUCCACCGAUAACCACCCAUGGAUCUCCGAGAUCCAGUUCGAAGUCCCACAGCUGGGACCCAAGCUGGAGCCAUGCGCCCAUAAGACGAGCAAAUACGCCAACAAGAAGCGACUGGUCAUUUGCUGCGAUGGAACGUGGAACAACUCAAACCAGAAGGGAAGCAUAUCGACCAAUGUUGCGCGACUUUCCGCGGCCGUUGCGCACAAGUGCUGCACGGGUAUGCCGCAGGUUGUGUAUUACCACCGAGGUGCAGGCACUGAGGAGUCGAAGGUAGCUCAGUAUCUGGGAGGCGUCUUAGGAAAGGGCAUCAUACAGGAUAUCGCAGACGUUUAUCGGUUCAUUUGUGACAACUACAACCCAGGUGACGAGCUGGUCAUCGUUGGAUUCUCUCGCGGCGCCUUUACAGCACGAUCAGUGUCCGGAAUGGUUUGCAACAUAGGCUUGCUUAACCGGGUUGGUCUUGCCAACUUUGGCGACAUCUUCCAUGACUACCAGAACUUUCCGAACUGGAGGCCGCGAACUACGUUCGACAUGGAGGACCACCUCGUCGGCUUCACUCUUACCAACUGGGAGCGGCUUGAGCGAUUUAGAACCAAGAACAACAGGGCCGAGAGAAAGGACCACGGGACCAUGCAGAAAGAACUUGACGAGGACAAGAAGAAGUUUUUUGAGAGGAUCAUCAAGUGCCAAAAGCAAGGCGCCGACCAGAUGGACCUCGUACAAAUGGCCAAGAAGUAUAGAGACUUCCUUGAGAAGCAUCAAAUGAUACUCUGCGAAAGGAAGCUCGAGGAUAGAGAUGGCAAGACUGACUGGUACUUUUCGCCUGUCGACGUCACCAUUCAGGCCGUAGGCAAGAGUCUGGGACACGGUCGGAAGUCUUGGUUGGCCAAAGAUGCCAUGGGAGAAGAUUCGCACAGACAGGAUCUUGAUGUGCACCCCAACGUCGAACAUGCCUUCCAUGCCCUUGCCCUGGACGAAUGGCGGACUGCUUUCGCUCCCACUCUCUGGGGCAAACGCGGCAACGAUAAGACCCAUCUUCGACAAGUCUGGUUCCCGGGCAGCCACAGCAACGUUGGCGGAGGAUUCGAGGAUCAGCAAAUAGCAACAAUUGCACUUGCGUGGAUGGCGGACCAGCUUACGUCGGUCGGCGUGGAGUUCAGCACCCCCGAAAUGAAGCGCAUUUUCUACACCCUGGACCCCAGCGUCGAAGCCCGAGAAUGGGGCAAGGGCAGAAUAUCCAGUCCCUCCUCAACCACCGCCCUUCCCGACAAAGCUUACGAUGCUCUCUGGUAUCCGUGGCAGAGGCUGACAGGCGGCAACACUGUUGGUGGCACUCGAACUCCAGGAUCGUACAAGGAGGACGACAGGAAGGGCUUCAUCCAAGAUCCAUGCGAGCUUGUACACCCUUCCGUUCGCAUUCGCUAUCUCUAUGAUGGCCUCGGGUUGGAUGAUGCUGGGGAUUGGGAGUGUUCUGCGUUGACCAAAAACGGGUUCAAGCUGCAGAAAAGCACCAUGCCGCUGAGAAUCGAGGACCCGAACCACAGGCACUUCAUUGCCUCAACCUAUGAAACGCUCUCUGGCACAGUCGCUUCCGUUCAUGGCGGUCUUCCCAUGGAUGCAAGCGCCGAUCACAAGCUGGUUCUCCAUCAACUUCCGUACGAGUCCGAUCUCUACCAGCUAGAAGAGGCCGAGAACAACUGGGUCUGGAGCAGAGGAGACACUGUUCUCGAGGAGGAGCGCAUUGGUAUGUGGGAGCGACUCUUCAUCAAUAUCAACCAUGAUCUUCUCGAAAGGCAAGAACAGACGAAGCGCGCCCAAGAAGGGCGGCAGAGAACUGAGUCUAAGACCAGCCAGGGAUUGGUGGCCGGUCUUCGAUCUUGGGUUGGUGACAGGGUCAAUACUGCGCGUGGUGUUGCGGGCAGCGUUCUCUCUAACACUGUCGGCAAGCUGCUGCCCGGCACUGGAAAGUCCAAGCCGAUAGACUACCAUCCCAAGUUCGGAUAUCACGACUUCGUGUCAUGGCAACGAGGUGACACCACCAAGUCUGGGUCACGAUUGUAG